GAAGACUCCAAGCAGUGGUCAAGAAGGCUGAAUAGAUACUUUCUUUGUAUCUCCUGGGAGCAACAUGAUCCCCUCUGAAGCAGCUGGGAGCUCGGAACGUGUUGCCACCUCUGAAGAGUGGGCCAGCUGGGAAAGCAAGAAGAGACUGCGAGGAGCCCCCCCCCCCCGGGCCUGAGGCGUGGCUGUGACCCACAGACCACUGGACCUGGCACCUCCAAGUCAGGAGGGCUACACAACCAGUGAGACUCAAGAAGAAUCAAUGCUUCGGCCCCCAGCGACAUGUACGCGGUGUAAUGACAGUAACUGCUGAUCUUUUUACUGUUACCGUUUCCAGAAUGCCAUAGAGCUGCCGUCAUCUGCCCUUAGUGAUCCCGACUCCACUUUCUGCCUCUGUGAUAUUGAUGAAAUGAGCAGGUUUGCAGAAGAGCUGCUGGCCUGAAAUUGAAGACGAAGGCAUCGUUGCCUGGCUCUGGCUGAGAACAUGGCCAAUGGCAUUGACGAGCUCAUCGGCAUUCCCUUCCCCAACCACAGCAGUGAGGUCCUGUGCAGUCUGAACGAGCAGCGGCAGGACGGCCUGCUCUGCGACGUGCUCCUCGUGGUGCAGGAGCACGAGUACCGCACGCACCGCGCCGUCCUGGCCGCCUGCAGCAAGUACUUCAAGAAGCUGUUCACGGCCGGCGCCCUGGCCAGUCAGCCGUACGUCUACGAGAUCGACUUCGUCCAGCCCGAGGCCCUGGCCGCCAUCCUGGACUUCGCCUACACCUCCACGCUCACCAUCACCGCCUCCAACGUCAAGCACAUCCUCAACGCCGCCAGGAUGCUGGAGAUCCAGUGCAUCGUGAACGUGUGCCUGGAGAUCAUGGAGCCCGGCGGCGACGGCGGGGAGGAGGACGACAAGGAGGACGACGAUGACGAGGACGAGGACGAUGAUGAGGAGGAUGAGGAAGAGGAGGAGGAGGAGGAGGAGGAAGACGAGGAUGACGACACUGAGGACUUUGCUGAUCAGGAAAACUUGCCUGACCCCCAGGACAUCAACUGCCACCAAAGCCCCUCCAAGACAGACCAUCUCACGGAGAAGGCCUAUUCUGACGCGCCCAGGGACUUCCCCGAUUCCUUCCAGGCCGGCAGCCCCAGCCAUCUGGGUGUCAUCCGGGACUUCUCCAUCGAAUCUUUGCUGAGGGAGAACCUGUACCCCAAAGCCAACAUCUCUGACAGGAGACCCUCCUUAUCUCCGUUUGCCCCUGACUUCUUCCCACACCUCUGGCCGGGGGACUUUGGUGCCUUUGCCCCAUUGCCGGAGCAGCCCAUGGACAGCGGGCCGCUAGACCUGGUCAUCAAGAACCGGAAGAUCAAGGAGGAGGAGAAGGAGGAGCUGCCCCCACCCCCACCACCCCCCUUCCCCAAUGACUUCUUCAAGGACAUGUUCCCUGACCUCCCUGGGGGGCCGCUGGGCCCCAUCAAGGCGGAGAACGACUACGGUGCCUAUCUCAACUUCCUGAGUGCCACCCACCUGGGGAGCCUCUUCCCGCCCUGGCCACUGGUGGAGGAGCGCAAGCUGAAGCCCAAGGCCUCCCAGCAGUGCCCCAUCUGCCACAAAGUCAUCAUGGGGGCCGGGAAGCUGCCACGGCACAUGAGGACCCACACCGGGGAGAAGCCAUACAUGUGCAACAUCUGUGAGGUCCGCUUCACCAGGCAGGACAAGCUGAAGAUCCACAUGCGGAAGCACACGGGGGAGCGGCCCUACCUGUGCAUCCACUGCAACGCCAAGUUCGUGCACAACUACGACCUCAAGAACCACAUGCGCAUCCACACGGGCGUGCGGCCCUACCAGUGCGAGUUCUGCUACAAGAGCUUCACGCGCUCCGACCACCUGCACCGCCACAUCAAGCGCCAGAGCUGCCGCAUGGCCCGGCCCCGGCGUGGCCGCAAGCCCGCCGCCUGGAGGGCUGCCAGCCUGCUCUUCGGGCCCGGGGGGCCCACGCCGGAGAAGGCGGCCUUCGUGAUGCCGCCCGCGCUGGGCGAGGUGGGCGGCCACCUGGGCGGGGCGGCCGUGUGCCUCCCGGGCCCCAGCCCCGCCAAGCACUUCCUGGCGGCGCCCAAGGGCGCGCUGAGCCUGCAGGAGCUGGAGAGGCAGUUCGAGGAGACGCAGAUGAAGCUGUUCGGGCGCGCGCAGCUGGAGGCCGAGAGGAACGCGGGGGGCCUCUUGGCCUUCGCGCUGGCCGAAAACGUGGCGGCAGCGCGACCCUACUUCCCGCUGCCUGACCCGUGGGCCGCGGGCCUGGCGGGCCUCCCCGGACUCGCCGGCCUCAACCACGUGGCCUCCAUGUCCGAAGCCAACAACUAGGCUGGCCCUUGGCCACCCCGAUCCAGCGGUCCCGUGCCCCUC
Messenger RNA from Suricata suricatta (meerkat), 2386 nucleotides. It is a transcript of the gene ZBTB7C, whose product is annotated as zinc finger and BTB domain containing 7C. Gene Ontology annotation, molecular function: RNA polymerase II cis-regulatory region sequence-specific DNA binding; DNA-binding transcription factor activity, RNA polymerase II-specific; protein binding. The transcript is spliced from 8 exons. NCBI's taxonomy places the organism in Eukaryota, Metazoa, Chordata, Mammalia, Carnivora, Herpestidae. Bases 482 to 2344 code for a protein of 620 amino acids. The record is from RefSeq and is a predicted model, not a curated record. Gene Ontology annotation, biological process: regulation of transcription by RNA polymerase II.